Molecule: messenger RNA, 2874 nt
Organism: Babesia ovata
Lineage: Eukaryota; Apicomplexa; Aconoidasida; Piroplasmida; Babesiidae
Exons: 1
Coding region: 1-2874 (957 amino acids)
Source: RefSeq, a predicted model, not a curated record
AUGAUGAGAUAUCUUUGGGUAAUUUGCGCCACAUUGUUGCCUCCCAUCAUAUGCCGUGAAUUUUGGUGCGAUUUCGGAGAUCCAGAAGACUUGCUUAUCAGCAAUGCUGCGGUUAUCUGCCAUAUGGAUCUUGACUAUUACAAGAGCGCAAUUGUCACGUGUCCACACCGAGUGGAAAACACAGAUUAUGUAUGGCAUCCGCAACCAAGUUUAGAUGAUCAGGCUCAUCUCAACACUUACGUGAGCGAAAAUGGCAGACUCCGUUCUAUUGCUGUUUCGGAUGUAAUGAGAUCGGAAAACACGAGAUCUCUCAUACAUACGGCAUCUACGCCGGAUCUAACGGAGCUGCAGUCAUUCUUAUCAUACGAUAAAUUAUUUGGCAUUACUGAUUAUCGUUUGAUAUUCAUAUGUGCGCCUCGAGAUUUCGUUAUGAGUGAUGCGUUGCAGAGUAUCGUUGACCGCCUGAAGUAUACCAAAAACACUCAAAAUUUCUCUUGGGAUGCAAUUACGCCAUUAACCGAGGAGGUAAAAAAGAUAGGGAAUGGUUUAGGUAUAUAUUUCUUCUACAGAGGUCGUGGGCAUCUACCUCUUCAAGGUUGCGGCAGUCGCCCAUCGCCACUCUUCGCUACGGAUGAGGUGACCGUGGACCCCAUCACAGGCACACGGUCAUGUGUGGUAGAUCCUAUGUCGAAAUCACCCAUAGGGUUUCUUUGCGAAGGCAGGAUUGAACCUGAGGAUUGCAUGAGGUCCCUCAUUGACGAGAAUGGAGAGGUUGUGGCUGCCCCCGAAUCGCACCCGUACUGGAGUUUCGAUACUCAUAAGCCUUGGGUGAUAGCGACAUACUUUCAUAAAUUCGCAUUGCCGCCGUUCAGUGGCGAAUGCUGGUGCAUAGAUUCCGAGACAAGCCAAGUGAAGGCCCGUAUAGAGAUUCGUUCGAAAACUGACUACGUUUGUGAUAUUACAAGUAACAUCUUCCGCAACAAAGUUCGCCCCAUCCGUGGCCCGUGGUGUUCGGUUGUACUUCAUCCAGGCAGCACAUUGACGAUCAUAUUCCCAACAAAGGCUGUUGACUUGGCUCCCAUAGACAAACAUUCGGACGAGGAUUUGGAGGAACGUUUGUCGACUGUCCCAUUUUCUCAACUGCCAUCAAUUUAUGAAUACGAAACUGAAUUCCUGCCGAAGGACUUGACUACGCUGAGACAACUGAAAAACGCCUGUGACGAUAUAUAUAACGAAAUCUCAUACGUCAAUGCCCUUGUUGGUGAUGCUCUCGAAUUGGAUAUUUCCCAAAUGUCGUUGGGACAGGUGAAGCUGAAGUACAACGCGGCAAACCCACUUACAUCACUAGGAGGGCACAACUCGUUCUUUUAUCAUUGGACUUUGAUAUCCAGGAACGAGAAUGUUCCAGAUAAGAUACGCGCCACUGUCAACGUGUCUUUUGCGUUAACGCAUUACUACCGCAUCCUCGGCUGCGACCAAGGGACGCCAAGUCUCUUCCAUCCUGCGAUUAGGGAGAAGUACUGUUCAACCAAACGUAUGGGCAAUGGAAUAGGGUAUAUUUAUGAAUGCAUAUACCGCCACGUGUGGGAUAGUUGGCAGGCUGGCAUACACUGCAGGCCAGAUGAGGAGUUGUUGCCAAACAACUGCGACAACACAGGAUAUGAUCUGCACUCUAAUCGGAUCAUGCCUUUCCCAGGAUCUAUUCGAAAUGCAACGCUUCAUCCCAUUCGAGGAUUUCAAGUGUUAAACGCUGAUUUCCGCACAACGACCUCUGUCAGUUAUGCCUGCAUAUGUGUGGACAAACGUGGAUACGAGAUAUCUAGGCUUAUUUUAGAGUCCAAUCGAGAAGUAAAUUAUACCGGCAUAGUGCGCCGCGGAAGUGAAUCACAUACGUUGCUUCCUUACAUAACGUUGCCUUGGGCUGAAGUAGAAUUGUCAAGUGAAGGACUCAUACCACCAAGCUCUCUUAUCCUAUAUAACGUAUCACGAGAGUCCAUUGCGCUGGACAUCGGUACAACGUUAUUCAUGCCGUGUGAUCUUGAUCAGCAGGAAGUUGCAAAUAAUGGACGGAUAGCAACUACAUGGCUUCCUAAGCAACACGAGGAAUUCCAUUACACAGUCAACGACACUCCACAUGGGCCUGAGCUGAUACGUAAGUCUCACAACGAGUCAUUUGCUACCACUCCAGGUGGUCUGGAAGUCAAAUACCAAGAGCACGACAGGAGGCCUGGAUAUAAACAUUUGAUGGUUAAAUCGAAUAACGGUGCAAUCUUAAUAUCUAAGGAUAUAACAAACACGAAAUACGUGCCCAUAACGUUUCUGUGCGGUAAGACACCAGAGCAAUCGGAUUUUACUCUCACCACUGGUGACGGAUCUGCGUCGGAAACAUCUGCACCAUUCAUUCCCAAUUCCAUAGCAUCAUCUACCCGAUACAUCUGGGAUGUCGUUGAUGUCAACGUCGAGACCACGGACCCGUAUAUGCAGGGCUGCGGCGUCACAUACGCAUCCGAUGAGUUGUUCAAGCUGGAGACGCCCCAACUCUACGACUCUGACGGGCAACCUCAGUUCGGGUGCAAGAUAAAUCUUCAAGCUGCCAAGGAAACGGCGUUCUACUGCCCAGCACCGUACGUCCUGGACCCACCCAACUGCUUCAGCCAAGUUUUCGUCGACGGCUCGGUCAAGAACAUAAGCGACCUCAGCAAGUCGCUGGUGUCGUCGCGAUCUAAUCACUUCGUCAUCCUAGAGUUCGACAGUUCACGCGUCGGUCAGGGUGAGACGUUGCGCCAGGGGCCUCCGUUGGAGUGCCGCUGCGUCACCGUCAAGGGCGCCGUACUCUCAACCAUCCAGAUCGAGAACUACUACUCAAAGUACUGA